Messenger RNA from Aspergillus thermomutatus, 282 nucleotides. RefSeq names its product EXPERA domain-containing protein. The record is from RefSeq and is a predicted model, not a curated record. The coding region runs from base 1 to 282 and encodes 93 amino acids. The transcript is spliced from 3 exons. NCBI's taxonomy places the organism in Eukaryota, Fungi, Ascomycota, Eurotiomycetes, Eurotiales, Aspergillaceae.
AUGGAGCUCUUCUACCACGCCCCGCUGAGUCUCUGGGCCAUCCCCGCUUUGAUCCGAGAUAACCCCAUGGUCCCGGUGCAUCUGCUCGCGUUUGGCGUGCAGGCCUUCGUGACUAGUCUGGCCUGUCUGGUGCAGGUGUGGAGCUGGCCCGAUAGAUCGGUGGCGCAGAAGCAGAGUAUUACCCUGCUGUAUGGGCCUUAUGUUGCUCUAGGGGCGUUUAUGGCGCUGGAUAUGGUCUUUAGGUUGAGGGGGAAGUUGCUGGGGAAGAGGAAGCUGGCGUAG